AUGAAUGCGACCGCCAAGUCUUUUUCGGGAUCAAUUGCGAACGGGAGCAUCGUGCCCAGUGGGGGCGACAAUGCUGAUAUCGAAGUAGCACAGCUUCAAGCCAAGACCGCCCACGCCCAGGCAGUCGUCGAAUCAGCCAAGGCAAGGCUGCAUACAGCGACUGAAGUACUGGCUGCCACACGGGAUACCUACCAAAGCUCCACUGGAGUACUUGUUGAGCAGCAAGAAAGAUAUAAUCAGGUCAACGUCAAGCUGGAGCGUCUCAAGAACUCGAACCUGGGAAUGAACGAGAUCAAGGGGAUUCUGGUCCAGGCGAUUGCCACGAUGUUGGAGAUCAAGACUGAGCUAGCGAACCUCGUGCGAUUCUACAACGCCAUCUCGGUAGCCGUCAGGUUUGUCACGGAGAAAUAUGUCAACCCAUAUGUUGAUGCCAUCAAGGCCGGCAACGAUGGAGACAGGGUUGGUCCAUACUAUAUGCUAGACUUUCAGCGAAGCUGCAUCUUCAACAGCACUACCAUCAUCCAAUCCUACUUCUCAGCCUUUGCCGAUUACGCUUCAAUGUGGACUCGCAUGUCGCAAAUGAGUGUAUCGCCUAUGCUACAUAUGGUGGAUGAGCUCUCUUCUCUCGGUAGCAUGGGUAUGGACUCGAGGAUGAUCAGCAGUAGAGCAAAUCAGACACAAGAAUUUUCUAGGAGGGCACUCGAUGAAAUUUUGAGGAAAGCAAAAGAUGGACAAUCGAAGACCGUGAGGAAUAUGGAGGCCAGGGUGUCUGAGACUAGCGAGAAGAAGCAGACACUGCCUUCUGUCUCCCCUGAGAUUGCCGCGGCCAUUUCUUCCGCCGUGGAGAACUCUAAGAGGGCUGCCCAGCAGGAUCUACGAACUGAAGCAGACGAGAGUCUUUUGGCAAAGUCCCUUGUCGGAGGAAACUGA
Fusarium subglutinans is the source of this 930-nucleotide messenger RNA. RefSeq lists its product as uncharacterized. Lineage: Eukaryota; Fungi; Ascomycota; Sordariomycetes; Hypocreales; Nectriaceae. The coding region runs from base 1 to 930 and encodes 309 amino acids. The record is from RefSeq and is a predicted model, not a curated record. The transcript is spliced from 5 exons.